Messenger RNA from Callithrix jacchus (white-tufted-ear marmoset), 3819 nucleotides. It is a transcript of the gene HMX3, whose product is annotated as H6 family homeobox 3. The record is from RefSeq and is a predicted model, not a curated record. Gene Ontology annotation, molecular function: DNA-binding transcription factor activity, RNA polymerase II-specific; RNA polymerase II transcription regulatory region sequence-specific DNA binding. Gene Ontology annotation, cellular component: nucleus. Lineage: Eukaryota; Metazoa; Chordata; Mammalia; Primates; Cebidae. Gene Ontology annotation, biological process: regulation of transcription by RNA polymerase II.
GUACGCGCCCAAUCGCCGUAUACUCCCCGCAUUUAACUUGGAUGACAUUUUGAUUUCAUCAUUAGCAUCCGGCGCCGGAUUGACGCAGCCUCGAGCCGGGGACUGCUCUUGCUGCCUCCUCCGCGGGAGCCGCAGCCGCAGCCUAGCCGCCUGGAUACUUCCGUGCCGCGGCUGGGCCGCUCCCCGCCCCUCUGCACCCCUCCCCCAUGCUAGCCCGCCCCGACUGGGUCCUCACCCCGCCCUCCUACCGUUGGAUUUGCGCCUGGGGCGGCCCCCGACUUUGAGCCCGGUAGUUGAGUUUCGUUUAUGGUCUGAUUUCCGGCCUCUCGCCUGCUCGUCCCGCCGCCCGCCUGUCCCGCUCCCUCCCUCCCGGGGACCCGGAGGAGAGGGGACCAUGCCGGAACCCGGACCAGACGCUCCCGGCUCCGCCAGCGCACAGCCCCCUCCGCCGCCGCCCCCACCAUCCGCUCCCAAGGAGUCCCCGUUCUCCAUCAAGAACCUGCUCAACGGAGACCAUCACCGGCCACCCCCUAAGCCGCAGCCGCCCCCACGGACGCUCUUCGCGCCGGCUUCGGCUGCCGCCGCAGCUGCUGCUGCCGCCGCCGCGGCGGCCAAGGGGGCCCUGGAGGGAGCCGCGGGCUUCGCGCUCUCGCAGGUGGGCGACCUGGCUUUCCCCCGCUUUGAGAUCCCGGCGCAGAGGUUUGCCCUGCCCGCGCACUACCUGGAGCGCUCCCCAGCCUGGUGGUACCCCUACACCCUGACCCCCGCCGGCGGCCACCUCCCGCGACCUGAAGCCUCGGAGAAGGCCCUCCUGCGAGACGCCUCCCCCGCCUCGGGCACGGACCGCGACUCUCCGGAGCCACUGCUUAAGGCAGACCCCGACCACAAGGAGCUGGACUCCAAGAGCCCGGACGAGAUCAUUCUGGAGGAAAGCGACUCCGAGGAAAGCAAGAAGGAAGGCGAAGCGGCGCCAGGCGUGGCCGGGGCAGGCGCAGGGGCGGCGGCGGCGGCGGCGGCGACUCCGGGGGCAGAGGACUGGAAGAAGGGCGCCGAGAGUCCGGAGAAGAAGCCGGCGUGCCGCAAGAAGAAGACGCGCACCGUCUUCUCGCGCAGUCAGGUCUUCCAGCUGGAGUCCACCUUCGACAUGAAGCGCUACCUGAGCAGCUCGGAGCGCGCCGGCCUGGCCGCGUCGCUGCACCUCACUGAGACGCAGGUCAAGAUCUGGUUUCAGAACCGCCGCAACAAGUGGAAGCGGCAGCUGGCGGCGGAGCUGGAGGCAGCCAACCUGAGCCACGCCGCGGCGCAGCGCAUCGUGCGGGUGCCCAUCCUCUACCACGAGAACUCGGCCGCCGAGGGCGCGGCGGCUGCAGCCGCGGGGGCCCCGGUGCCCGUCAGCCAGCCGCUCCUCACCUUCCCGCACCCCGUCUACUACUCGCACCCGGUGGUCUCCUCCGUGCCGCUGCUACGGCCGGUCUGAAGCCCCAGAGGGGUGGGGGAGGGAGCGCCCGGCCUCCUCUUCCGGACCCCAGAGGAGACUGGGCCGGGCCGAGGGCGCCGGGACGUCCCGCGGUCUUCAGGAACCCGGGCUUCGGCGCCCAGCCUCGGCCUCCCCUCCCCCAGUCCGUAGCGUUUUGUAAGUAUUUGCAAUGCAUUUUCGUGCAAUUCAUCCCCAAAGGAUUGGAGGCGCUUCCCCUCUUACUUUUGAUUUUGGCUUAUAUUAAGAGAAAGCAGGAAGGAGACAAAAUUUCUGGGACAAAUAUUUAGACCGAAAGUUUUUGUAAAAUGUGCAGCCCUCCCCUUCAAAUUUCCAUUGCGCUGUGGCUUUUUGGUUUUAUUUUUAUAGAAGGGAAAUAACUGCAAAACCUGAAUCCCUCUAGUUUAUUAUUAUUAUUUUUUCCUAGACGGAGUCUGGCUCUGUCGCCCAGGCUGGAGUGCAGUGGCAAGAUCUCGGCUCACUGCAACCUCCGUGUUCCGGGUUCAAGCAAUCCUGCCUCAGCCUCCCAAGUAGCUGGGAUUAUAGGCACGCACCACCACCCCCAGCUAAUUUUUGAAUUUUUAGCAGAGACGGGGUUUCACCAAGUUGGCCAGGAUGGUCUCCAGCUCCUGACCUCGUGUUCCGCCCGCCUCGGCCUCCCAAAGUGCUGGGAUUACAGGCGUGAGCCACCGCGCCCGGCCUAGUCUAUUCAUUUUCUAGAGAGAGAGAGAGAGAGAGGAGAGAGAGAGAGAGAGAGAGAGAGAGAGAGAGAGAGAGAGAGAGAGAGAGAAUGAAUAUGGUAGUAAGUUUAUUUCUGGAUUUCUGGGUGUGUUUCUUCCUCCCCACUCCCAAGGCAGUUAUCCACCUUAAUUUUCAGAAUCUGAGCAGCCUCUCACAAGAAUUCGGACUCAGGCCGCUUUUCUCUUCUGGAGAGGUCUGUCGCAAUGAGCCUCUUCAUCGGUCUUACUUCGUGAAGGAAGAAUUCUCUUAAGUGUUUAAAGGGAAAAGAGCCAAAAAUCAGAACUCUAUUGAAACAGCCCUACAUCUGGCCUGGUCUGAGUGAUCUUAUUUAUUAGCAGCAUUUAUUUUGGAAAUUUCAUUUGGUAAAUUAUUAAUAUUACUAUUAUUACUUUGUUCCCUGUUUUAGAGCGUAAUUUCAGUAUUUUUAAUUUGGUAUCUUUUAUUCUCUCCUCUUACCUUUCAUGUUCUGCAGUAACUGUUGUACUUCGACCUGUGCAAUAUUGUACAAAAUUUUCUGAGAAAGCCGAGCCUUUUCACUGUAUCAUCAUGGUCAUUCAUUUAGAGAGAAAAAAUUAGGCAGGGGAAAGGGGAGAAGAAGGAAACAGGCUUAGGUAAUGAUGCUCAAAGGAGGAAGUUAGGCAUAAUGGAGCGCUUUAAGUGAAGGACAAUCAAUUUAGAAGAAUUUUAACUUAUUUGAUAAAUGUACAGAUUUCUUGUAAAGUUCACCCUCUACUCUACAGGGCUCCUGGCUCUGUCACCCUAUCUGUUUUCUUUCUGUCGGCUACACCUGUUGGUCUGCGAUACUUUGUUUCCCCUCACCUCCCUCACCUCUGCUUGGGUUGAGUCCCUUUUUAAGAAAAAGAGAAAAAAAACCCACAAAAUAUUGUUACGCUAAUGUUGUCGUGACAUUGAAUUAAUUAAAAAGAAAAGCUUUUCGUGUUGCCAGAGUGUGUAAGUUUGGACGAUCUUCCCCAGAGCAAGUGUCUCCAAAACUCUUUUCUGUCUUGCUCGCUGACUGCCUCUGCUGCUCCCUAAGUGCGAUCGAGACGCACAUCCCUGUAAUCCGGGAGGCGGCGGAGACAGAAGCGGCUUUGUUCACUCUCUCCCCUGCACCUUCCGCAGCUUGAAACGCCCAGCUAGCAGGGAAGAAUGCUGGGCGGAAGGUUUGAGGACCUAGGCUUAUCUAGUUUGCGAAAUUGAGCAAAGCGACAGCCGCGCUGGGCGAAAUACCAGACAGCUGGUAUUUCCCAACACUGAGCUGCAGCCUCGCGUUCUGUUCUUAAACCUGGGAUUUUUCGGGAGCCAAGAGCUUCUGGGCAGGGCAUCCCUGAGCACUCGUCAACUGGUUAACUUUGAUGGGCUCUGGUUGGAGGGAAGAAGGGAGUGAAUUCAGAGUUUAGCUGCAGCGGAAGGCCGAUUGCCAAGUCAGGCUAGGAAAGGCUGGGCCAAGAGAGGACAGCCCCGAGGACAGCCAGCUUUUGGGACUGCGGCUCCCACUUCCAGGAGAGGGGGACUUCCGCAGGGCUUGCGGAGCUGAGAUUUCCGGGGUGGCUCAGGCAUGGGUGCGGUCCUGAUGUGCCAAGUGCCAGGGAACAGAGGCUACC